Messenger RNA from Aspergillus homomorphus CBS 101889, 2052 nucleotides. RefSeq names its product putative Na/H antiporter. The transcript is spliced from 5 exons. Gene Ontology annotation, biological process: regulation of membrane potential; sodium ion export across plasma membrane; proton export across plasma membrane. NCBI's taxonomy places the organism in Eukaryota, Fungi, Ascomycota, Eurotiomycetes, Eurotiales, Aspergillaceae. Gene Ontology annotation, molecular function: sodium:proton antiporter activity. Gene Ontology annotation, cellular component: plasma membrane. Bases 415 to 2052 code for a protein of 545 amino acids. The record is from RefSeq and is a predicted model, not a curated record.
CUCGCGUGGUUGUUGUCUACUACUACUACCUACAUCAGCAUAUUCCUGUAGAACACCUCUCGUUGCUUGGGUUUCUUCCUUCUGCAUCCCACCGCUCUCAAUUGCUUUGUGUCACCUCUCUUGACUCUUGACCUAAAAUCUGGGUUAUCGCGCACUGCUUGCUUCCCUACCAGUCGUCAAACUGGCUGCCGCAAAGUCUCCAAUCUAUCGGAUGACCAACAGAUACCACGCAGUUACGAGUACGAGUGGUCUUACUAUGAUUGAAUAACACUUGCGUGUGAUCUUGUGCAAUAUUAGACAUAUAGCGGAACGUUAAAGCCUGUUCCGCAGAGCUUCCUCCAUCUCAAUUCCUAGUAGAGAUUCAGAACCCCUCUUCGACAUUUGGGAGUCUCUCCUGGAGACAGUCCGACAUCAAUGCCUACUCUAUCGUUGAUCAAUUUCAACAUCGUCUGUGCGACGCUAGGAGGAUUCAUCUCCCUCUUUGGGUUGGUCUCCUACCUGUUCAAGGAGAGAUUGUACCUGUCCGAAGCCUUAAUCUCUCUCCUCGCAGGAGUUGUCUUCUCCCCCCAUGCAGCCAACUUCAUCCGACCCGAGGAGUAUGCCCUGGGGUCGGAGCAGAACCUCGAGGAAAUCACCAUGUACUUCACCCGGCUCGUACUGGGAGUCCAGCUCGUCCUGGCCGGAGUGCAGCUUCCCAAGCGGUAUCUGCAGCUGGAAUGGAGGAGUCUAUCUCUCCUCCUGGGGCCAGGCAUGGCGGCCAUGUGGAUGUGUAGCAGCCUUGUGAUCUGGGCCAUGGUGCCGGAUUUCCCGUUCUUGCAUGCGCUCAUCGUGGGCGCCUGCAUCACCCCAACGGAUCCCGUGCUCUCUAACUCGAUUGUCAAGGGCAAAUUUGCCGACAAACAUGUGCCCCGUGAGCUGCAGCGCAUCAUCGUCGCUGAGUCUGGGGCUAACGAUGGGCUGGGGUACCCGUUUCUGUAUUUUGGUCUCUACUUGCUCAAAUAUGUGGAGAUGGGAGGGGAGGCGUACGGUGGCGGCGCAGGGAAGGCUAUGGGGCUUUGGUUCUAUGAGACCUGGGCCUAUACCGUGUUGUUGAGUGUGGUCUACGGCAUCACGGUCGGUUGGAUCUCUCGCGAGCUGCUCCAUUGGGCAGAGGAGCACCAUUACGUGGAUCGAGAGAGUUUCCUCGUUUUCGCCAUCGCUCUUUCGUUGUUCAUCGUGGGUACUUGUGGUCUCAUUGGCACCGAUGACUUACUUGCCUGCUUUGUGGCCGGGAAUGUGUUCACACAAGAUGACUGGUUUCGGCUGGAAACCAUGGACGACUCGUUGCAGCCGACAAUCGAUAUGCUUCUCAACCUGGCGGUUUUCAUGUGGUUCGGGGCUGUGUGCCCAUGGUCCUCGUUCCUCCACAACAAUGUCAUCCCAAUUUACCGGCUGAUCUUCUUGGGGAUCUUGAUUCUGCUCCUCCGCCGCAUGCCAAUUGUAUUCGCUAUGCACAAGUAUAUCCAUCAAAUCGAGCACCUGUACCAAGCGGGAUUUGUCGGAUUCUUCGGGCCCAUUGGCGUGGGAGCUAUUUUCUACCUGUCGGUGUGUCGGGAAUUUCUUCAAGGGAUCACGGCCAAUGGCGCUGUGCGUGAAGACGCGCAGAAAGUAUCCGAGGCGGUCGAUGUCAUCGUGUGGUUUUUGGUCAUCUGCAGCAUCAUCGUGCACGGUCUUUCAAUCCCGCUGGCCAAAGCGGGGUAUCAUCUGCCGCGAACCAUCUCGCAGGCCCUCAGCAGCAGCGCAACCCAAGAACAAGACCCUAUCCCCAUUGGGAACAUCAGUUUUACCCACAGCACCGCAACGCGCAACUCGGAGAUGUCGCAGAAUCGCGGCCGGAAACGCGGCGCUGCUACCUCUGCCAGAGACCCGCCGCAGCAGACGGUCUUCCAGAUCGGUCGCCCAGUGGUCCCAAAUGUCUCUCCGCACGAACAGAUCGGGGUUGGAGGUGCGGAUGAACCCGCCCGGCCGGUGAAUCUGGUUACUCAAGUUAAUGAGGCUGAACAUGCGGCUUGA